Messenger RNA from Pantherophis guttatus, 324 nucleotides. The record is from RefSeq and is a predicted model, not a curated record. NCBI's taxonomy places the organism in Eukaryota, Metazoa, Chordata, Lepidosauria, Squamata, Colubridae.
AAAAGUGGAAGUGAGCUUUGCGGAUGUGAAAAGAACAGUCCGCACAUUGACUGCGUCAUUCUUGAUGAUGGGGGUUUUCUUUUGAUGACAAACCAAGAUAACUAUGUCCCAGAGAUCGGAAAAUUCUUUGGGGAGAUUGACCCAGGCCUCAUGCGAAAUCUCAUUAAUAUGUCCUUGUAUGCCUUCAACAAGUCUUACGACUAUCAGUCGGUGUGCGAUCCAGAAGAUGAACCGAAACAAGGAGCAGGACUUCGCUCCGUCAAUGUGCCUACCAUAGCAGAUAUUUUACAUCUUGGAUGGUGGGCAUCUGCAGCUGCCUGGUAA